Molecule: messenger RNA, 3562 nt
Organism: Dicentrarchus labrax (European seabass)
Lineage: Eukaryota; Metazoa; Chordata; Actinopteri; Moronidae
Gene: tomm34
Product: translocase of outer mitochondrial membrane 34
Exons: 8
Coding region: 257-1189 (310 amino acids)
Cellular component (GO): cytosol; mitochondrion
Molecular function (GO): heat shock protein binding
Source: RefSeq, a predicted model, not a curated record
CAGAAACUCAGAAGUUACCAGAGCCAGCCGGCAGGUCCCUGAACCGCACAUAACCCCCCCCGCCCCGCACCAGGCAGAGGAGACCCGCGUGGUUCCGAGCCACCAGAAACACAGAGAGUCCACAGAGGGAUGUCCGAACCAACAACGUCACACGAACACACAGGUCCAGGUACCGCGGCGCGUUUGAGGACUUCCGUAACUGCGCUGCUUGUUUCUGUUUGACCCAGAGAGCCGAUAACAAUUAAAAAGGAAAAAGAUGCCUCAGAAACAGAAGUCCAAGUCCUGGGUGGACCUGAAACAAGCUGGAAAUGAAAGUUUCAAGACGGGCCAGUAUGGAGAGGCCACGAAUAUGUACAGCCAGGCAAUCAAAGAGCUGGAGAAGAGUAAAAAGAACCCUGAGGAUUUGGGCAUUUUGUACUCGAACCGUGCAGCAAGCUACCUGAAAGAUGGCAACUGUGCAGAAUGUGUGAAAGACUGCAAUAUGUCUCUGGAGUUGUUCCCGUUCAAUGUCAAGUCUCUGCUUCGUCGCGCUGCUGCCUACGAAGCUCUGGAGCGUUACAGGCUGGCCUACGUAGACUACAAGACUGCUCUGCAGAUCGACUGCAACAUAGCAGCUGCUCACGACGGCACCAACAGGAUGACGAAGGCGCUCACAGAGGCAGACGGUUUGUCAUGGAGAGAAAAGCUUCCUCCCAUCCCCACCGUUCCUCUGUCUGUUAGAGAGAAACUAUCCCAGAAAACUACAGCCAACGCUGUACAACAACCAAACCCCACACCGCAACACAACGGCACCACACAGACAAAUAAACCCACUCCCAGUGAUAAAGACAUGAAGAAGGGCCAGAUCCUGAAGGAAGAAGGAAACGCCCUGGUGAAGAAAGGAGAGCACAAGAAGGCCAUAGAGAAGUACAGCCAGAGCAUCAAACACAACCCCACUGAGGUCACAACCUACACCAACCGGGCGCUGUGUUACCUGUCAGUGAAGCAGUACAAAGACGCUGUCAGAGACUGUGACGAGGCUCUGAUGAUUGACAGCAGCAACAUCAAGGCUUUCUACAGGAGGGCUCAGGCUCACAAGGAGCUCAAGGACAUCAAAGCCUGUGUGGACGACCUCAACAAUCUGCUCAAAGUGGAACCAAAGAACAUGGCUGCCCUGAAGCUGCUGCAGGAGGUACAGAAGAAGAAGUGAUGACACAUCAGGGACUCUGGAGACAGCGGUGAGGAUCUGUCGCUUGUCUGCGAACGGAGGGGAGAGGAAGACGAAUCAUUGAUGUCAGGCGAGCGGUGACACGAUUCAGCCGCUUUAAUUCAAAGACCGGCUCUGUGUUUCCCAAAAGCUCGCUCACACCGAACACGUGUUUGAUCUGUUUACUCUCACUGGAACAAACAUGAGCUCGGUCUCGGGACGCUUCUGGAAAACACAGCUCUGGUCGGUGAGAACUGAGGAUGUAUCAGGAAGAAUGUUUGUAUUUCACCAGUUUUAGUGUCACUGAGUAUUUAUGGUUAUUUAAAAGAGCUGAAAUUAUUGAGACACAAAUUCUAACUGAGGAUAAGCUUUUACCAUCACCAGUUGUAAAAGGGUAAUCAGCAGAGCACAGAAGCUCAUCCCAGACCUUGACAUUAGUAUGUAUGACAAAAUGAUCUCAACACAAAGUCCACUUACUAGCUUUUUAUGAGCUCCCAUUGGUCCAUGUAAGACCACAUGACAGUUUCACACUUAAAGGAUUCAGUUAUAUUCUCUGAUUAAGUUUGAGGCGUCAAAAUGUUCUGACAGACAUCAGAAAGCCCAGAAAUCAGUCUGUUCAGGUUCCAGGUUGGAGUGGGUGGGAUGAAUCUACCACAGUACACAGCCUCUAUCAGUUACCAUUCACCUCGUCCUACAGGAUGUACCAUCAUGUUUAGCAACCUAUGUUCUCAUUGCAGUGCUCCUCAUUAGAGCUGCAGUGAGUAAUUGCCUUCAUUAUCGAGUGCUGUAAAACUUCAGAUUAUAGUCCAGGCUUUCAGAGAGGCGUUUACUUCCUUUUGCACAAAACUCUCGCUCAGCAAAGACGGGGAAAUAAACAUCAGUCAAUCAUUUGAUGCUUUCGUGCUCAUGGUUUACCUAAAAUGAACUGAACGACUGAACUGUAGGCGAUCUAAGCGGCUCAAGCAGGUGGGCUUUAAGAGGUUUUAUGCAUCCAAAGGAUUUCUAUAAAAUCCAGACCAGACGUCUAAUUGAGACCUCCGUCUAUCUGAUGAAACCAGGCUAGUAGAGUAACCUGUCUUAUUGGGACCCUGCUUUUAAUUGAAGUUUUACAGUAUUUAACUGUUUAUUUUACUUGAUUAACUGUCUUUAUAAAAUAUUCAUAACAAUAUCCUGGAAACUUCAAAAAUUUUCAAAUUUCAUUCACAAGGUGUCAAUUUUAUUAUCACAUAACACAAAGGAAAGCUGGAACCAGAGAGGGCUGGAGGUUUUUGCUUAAAAAUGACUUAAGUGAUGAGAAAUGCUGGUGAUUUUGUUUGUGAAACGUCUCAUCAUUGCAGCUCCACCCAUAAAUUUAAAGCCUAUAACAAAGCCCACUUCCUGUCUGAACACUGGUGAUUGUAAAGGCUUAUUGUGGAUUUGAAUUAUAAAUUAACAGCCAUUUUCCACAUAAUGUUCUACACUCAGGUAGUUUUAUUUAUCCUACAUUUGGUUUCGUGAGGCUUUGAGUAUGUGUGAAUGUCUUUCUCAGUGGAUUGAUAUUUCCAUUCAUGCAGUGUUCACGUCAUAUGGGAUAAAUGGAAGGGAUUAUCAUGAAAGAUUCAGUAUAUAAUCAGCAAUAUAGCACGAUGUGGAUUAAGUUUGGGUUUAACGUCAGACUUUAGCUGACAUGGGGCGUCCAUAUUUCCCAGUUGUAAUGACGACUUGGAUCUUGGUGUGAACCCUAUUUAAUCAAACUGGUAGCGGCGAUAACUCCGAUAUGACGUGAAUAUUUUGCUUCGACCACAAAGACGUACAGUAUGUGAGGUUUGUUCACCGCAGCGCCGUCCAAUAAUCCAGAACCUGUUAGAUACAUGAUGUGUUCUUACCUUCCUUCCUUAAUUCAGAUGUCUGCUAUACAUCUGUCACUCCACUGAGAGUUAUAUUUGUGUUUGUUUCCUUUGCAUUUGAACGACUAAUAUGUCAAACCAAUCCUCAACGGGUCACCAUAUACAAAGUACUGUCUGUUUUUUUUCCAUUUCAUUGUAUUAUUGUGAAACAAGUGAGAUCGGUAAUCCUGCUGUAGCUUGGCAAUCUCCAUCUUGCCUGAAGUGCCUGUCUUCAUCCUCUGUCUGCUUUUUGGAUUAGUUUCUGCAGUACAGCAACAAUGUAAAACAUCGGUUUCUGGUUUAAGACGAACAAGAAAAUUGCACCUCCAGUUACGUAUCAUGCAAGAAGAGUUUGUGAAAUACAUUUACACUUAUUCAUGUUUGCAUAGUAAAGCCGAGAAGCUGCACGCUGCGAUCAUAGCCCGACACGGCUGAGAUUCUUUAUCACAUUUGUGGUGUUUUUGUCAACCUGCUUCUGUUUUAACUGCAAAUAAAUAAGAGAUUAACAAUG